Molecule: messenger RNA, 489 nt
Organism: Pseudomassariella vexata
Lineage: Eukaryota; Fungi; Ascomycota; Sordariomycetes; Amphisphaeriales; Pseudomassariaceae
Product: Ctf8-domain-containing protein
Exons: 1
Coding region: 1-489 (162 amino acids)
Biological process (GO): mitotic sister chromatid cohesion
Cellular component (GO): Ctf18 RFC-like complex
Source: RefSeq, a predicted model, not a curated record
AUGUCUUCAUCAGUCAAACUCUAUCCACAUAAUUCCGAUGGUCAAGCACCUCCCACCAGCCCGCUACCUCAACUCAUCAAUACCCCAUCAGGUCUGGCAAUUCUAGAACUUCAAGGCACCAUCAAUCUCCCAGCCACAGAAAGCGAAGAUGGUAUCAGAACGGAAGAAGUAUCCGUUGGCCGCAUUUUUUUCCCGGACUACAAUCCAAACACGCUAGAUCCGUCCAACACCACAUGGAUGAAGCGGGUGCACUUAUACGUCGGACUGCAUCAGAGGCUCACGGGAGAAGUCAAGAAGUUGCCUAAGGCACUGGCUGUGAUUCGCAAACGCGGAAAAACAGAGGAUGGGGAUGAGGAAAUGACAGAUGCAACUGCCGGAAUCAAGACCGAGGAGCUGGAGGUUGUCGAGAUUGUCAAGUACAAGCUGGCCUUCUCCAACCGACCUGAGCCUGUGGGAGCUACCAUGGGAACUGCCGUGGGAAUUACAUGA